AUGGAAGGGAGUGAGGAGAUAUAUUAUCUCAGGUUGUUAUUGAAUGUAAUUAAAGGGCCAACUUCCUAUGAAAAACUUAGAAGAAUCAACAACAAUGACCAUGCUACUUUUAGAGAUGCAUGUUAUGCACCUAGUUUGUUGGAUGAUGAUAAAGAAUACAUCGAUGCUAUAAAGGAGGCAAGUACUUGGGGAAUGCCAUCUUAUCUUCGACAAUUGUUUGUCAUGUUAGCUAAUUCAAUGUCACGACCUGAAGUUGUUUGGCAAACAUCAUGGCGGCUACUUUCAAAAGAUAUUCUUUGUGAAGAAAGAAGAUUAUUGGACAACCUGGAAGCAGAUCUAACAGAUGAUAAAUUGAAAAAUCGUUGCUUGCAAAAGUUUGACAAGAUUUUAAGAUGUUGUGGAAAAAGUUUUAACGAACUUUCAACAAUGCCAAAACCAUAUGGUCAUGAAGAAGUUGAUGCUGAGCAGAAGUAUGCAUAUGAUAAAAUCAUGACUGCAGUGAAUGAAGACAAAGGGGGGUUAUUCUUUUUAUAUGGUCAUAGAGGAAUAGGCAAAACUUUUCUCUGGAAAACAUUAUCUGCUGGCAUACACUCUAAAGGUAAUAUAGUACUAAAUAUUGCAUCAAGUGGUAUUGCAUCUCUAUUGUUACCAGGAGGCUGGACUGCUCAUUCGAGAUUUGCAAUUUCUCUUAAUAUAAUUGAAGAUUCAACAUGCAAGACAAAGCAAGGAAGUCCAUUAGCUAAGUUGAUGGUUAAGGCGAAGUUUAUCAUUUGGGAUGAAGCACCAAUGAUGCAUAGAUACUAUUUUGAAGAUCUUGAUCAAACUUUAAGAAAUAUUCUAAGAUUUAAAAAUUCAUCAAAUUUAGAUCGGCCAUUUGGAGGAAAGACGAUUGUUUUUGGAUGGGAUUUUAGAUAA
This is a messenger RNA of Capsicum annuum, 915 nucleotides long. RefSeq names its product ATP-dependent DNA helicase PIF4-like. Lineage: Eukaryota; Viridiplantae; Streptophyta; Magnoliopsida; Solanales; Solanaceae. Gene Ontology annotation, biological process: DNA repair; telomere maintenance. The coding region runs from base 1 to 915 and encodes 304 amino acids. Gene Ontology annotation, molecular function: DNA helicase activity. The transcript is spliced from 4 exons. The record is from RefSeq and is a predicted model, not a curated record.